Halichondria panicea is the source of this 2116-nucleotide messenger RNA. RefSeq names its product NAD-dependent protein deacetylase sirtuin-3-like. Gene Ontology annotation, molecular function: histone deacetylase activity, NAD-dependent; NAD+ binding. Lineage: Eukaryota; Metazoa; Porifera; Demospongiae; Suberitida; Halichondriidae. The record is from RefSeq and is a predicted model, not a curated record. The transcript has 7 exons. The coding region runs from base 174 to 1976 and encodes 600 amino acids. Gene Ontology annotation, cellular component: nucleus.
CAGGUAAUUAAGGAUGUAAUUAAAGCUGGACACACACGUCCACAGUUACCAUAGUGACAUCUAGUUUCAAAGGGUAUAAAGUUCCUAGUGAUCAUUUAUUAGAAAAGAUGUGCUAUAAUUUAUAUUGAAGUGAGUCGAGUACGGUAGCUAGCUAGCUGGCAGGCAGGCUGGCUAUGAUCUCUACAGUUUUGAUUAAUAGAUUGCCUUCAAAGAAAUCUCUAUUUAUAUUGUUGAUGGCUCUAACCUCAGCAAGUCCAUUCUCCUACAUCGAUGUGUAUGGAGUUGAACACCCGACAUUUGGAGCAUUGAAAUGUACCAGCAGAACUAGUAGUGUGAAACACAAGACCACCUCACACAAGCCUCAGAGUGAUAAGUUCAAAAAGAUAGAUGGUGGUUCAAGUCGAAAGUCCGUUAGAGUAACCACUUCAGUGACUUUAGGAACACAUAAAAAGAAGAAGAAAAAAAGUACAAGGGAUUCAGCCAAGUCAAAUGAAACAAGAACUAUAAAUCAAGGUUCACUUCAUUCUAUGAAACAUCCGAGUGUGGCCUGCCCAACUACUAGUCUGGCAAGAGUGGAUCGUGACUCUCCUGUUCAGCGUGUGUCUAGUUCACAAAGCAACUUGUGGACACGAGGUUCGAGAAUACCUAGUGAGACCUCGUCUGGAUACGAGAAAUCACGUUCCAAUUCCAGGACGGCAAUUUCCAAUCCAUCCGUUGUAGCGCAUUCUACCAUGUCUACCACAGACGUCCUCCUCAGUAUGAAUAAAUCACAGGACAAUCUCCAGUCUAAGAUACUUACCUCGCCGAUAAAAGUUAGUCUAAAGAGAGGAAUUGCUCAAGCUGCAAGUUUCCGUCGAACAGUAAAUGGUGGUCCUUCAAGACGUCCUCCCAGCCAGGGGCCUGGUGGUGGAAGAGGAGGAGAGACACUGACCGUGGAGGAGAUUGUAUGGGGACUGAGUAGACUGCAGUACAGGAACGUUAUUGUCAUGUCUGGAGCUGGCAUCAGCACCUCUAGUGGAAUCCCUGACUUCAGGAGCCCAGGAACUGGAUUGUAUGACAACCUUCAGCAGUACAAAGUUCCCGACCCUACGGCCAUCUUUGACAUUGGCUACUUCUCUCGUAAUCCAAAACCAUUCUUCACUCUGGCUAGGGAGCUCUACCCUGGCAAGUACAAGCCCAACACAGUCCACCAUUUUGUGCGUCUGCUACAAGAGAAAGGACUACUCUUGAGAAACUACACUCAGAACAUUGACGGCCUGGAGAGAAUUGCUGGUAUCACCCCUAGCAAGCUGAUGGAAGCACAUGGAUCAUUCUCCACUGUGUCUUGUAUCAAGUGCACGAGCAAGCAAGACCCAGACCAAGUUAAGGCAACAAUUUUCAAUGGAAAAAUUCCAAGAUGCAAGCACAAAUAUUGCCUGGGUCUUGUGAAGCCAGACAUUGUGUUCUUUGGAGAGGACCUCCCUGCCAGAUUCCACUCACUUCAACUGAGAGAUUUCUCCAAGUGUGAUCUGCUCAUCAUUAUGGGCACCUCCUUAGAGGUGGAGCCAUUUGCCAGUCUGUGCACUCUGCCAAGGUUUGACGUUCCCCGAUUGCUCAUCAACAGAGAGCUGGUGGGCCCAUUCAAGCAGAGCCGUAAGAGAUCCACUGAUGUGGCACUAACCGGUGACCUCGUUGAUUCUGUCAGGGAGGUGAUAGAACAGGCAGGCUGGACUGAGGACCUGCGGCUGGUGACCAAUGGGGCCUCUGAACUGGAGGAGGAGGUUCUUCCUGAUAGUGAUUCUAUUGAUGUUCAAACUGUUGCUUCUGAGGAUGACUACAGCACCAUAUCUACAGAGUCAGACCCAGUCCUCCUGCCCCACACUACAGAGUCAGACCCAGUCCUCCUUCCCCCCACUACAGGCACCUCUGAUGUAACCUCUGUGCUGACCUCACAAAUGAUUGGUUUAACCAUCGAAUCAAAGAUCUCGCUCGAAUAAAUGCAAAAUUUUUAACAUUUCUCGAAGAACUUCAAUUCUCAAUUUUAGGUUCUGCGUUUUACCAUCAUUCAGUAUUAAAACCUUACCAUGCAUGUUUCAACAAGUGAUUACAUGUAUUCAAUUUACAUUUGCAACCUUUA